AUGGCGUACGUGGACCACGCCUUCUCCAUCACCGACGAGGACGACCUGGUGGGCGGCGCGGCGGGGGGCCGGCCGCGCGGCGCGCCGGUCAAGGAGAUCGCCUUCGCCGCCGCGCUCCUCGCGUUCGGCGCGCUCGGCGUCGUCGCCGGGCUCGUCAUGGCCGCCCACCGCGUCGGCGGCGACCGCUCCCACGGGAUUUUCUUUACAGUGUUGGGCGUAGUGAUGUUCAUCCCUGGAUUCUACUACACGAGAAUAGCGUAUUAUGCUUACAAAGGGUACCAGGGCUUCUCUUUUGCCAACAUCCCUCCUAUCUGA
Molecule: messenger RNA, 315 nt
Organism: Triticum turgidum subsp. durum (durum wheat)
Lineage: Eukaryota; Viridiplantae; Streptophyta; Magnoliopsida; Poales; Poaceae
Source: the annotation of a GenBank genome assembly